This is a messenger RNA of Cavia porcellus (domestic guinea pig), 1219 nucleotides long. It is a transcript of the gene Snrnp48, whose product is annotated as small nuclear ribonucleoprotein U11/U12 subunit 48. The transcript is spliced from 9 exons. The coding region runs from base 50 to 1069 and encodes 339 amino acids. The record is from RefSeq and is a predicted model, not a curated record. NCBI's taxonomy places the organism in Eukaryota, Metazoa, Chordata, Mammalia, Rodentia, Caviidae.
CGCGCCGAGCAUCGUUCCCGCACUUCCGGGCUGCAGGUGGCGGUCGGCUAUGGAGGACGAGCCGCCUCCGGUGGAGGAGCGGCGGCGGCUGCAGGAGGAGCUGAGCGAGUUCGUGGAGAACUGCUACCGGACCCUGGGGGAGGUGACGGCGUCCUUGGGCUGGAGCCUGGAUCAGCUGGACCCUGGGGAGGAGGAGGCGGCAGAGGGUGAAGUUGUGAUAUGUCCUUAUGAUUCCAAUCAUCACAUGCCUAAAUCAUCUCUACCUAAGCACAUGGCAUCCUGUAGAUUGAGGAAAAUGGGCUACACUAAAGAAGAAGAGGAUGAAUUAUAUAAUCCUGAUUUUUUCUACGAGAAUGCGAAGGUACCUUCAAUUACUUUGAAUAAGGACUCACAGUUCCAGAUCAUUAAUCAAGCUAGAACCAAAGUUGGAAAAGAUGGUGAUUGUUACAAUCAAAGAGUGUAUUCUUCACUGCCUGUUGAAGUUCCUCUCAAUCACAAACGGUUUGUUUGUGAUCUGACCCAAGCAGAUCGUCUUGCCCUUUAUGAUUUUGUUGUUGAGGAGACAAAGAAAAAGCGCUCUGAUUCCCAAAUCAUUGAAAACGACAGUGAUCUCUUUGUAGACCUGGCUGCCAAAGUCAAUCAAGAUAAUAGUCGGAAAAGUCCAAAGUCAUACCUUGAAAUCCUGGCAGAAGUUAGAGAUUAUAAAAGAAGACGUCAGUCCUAUAGAGCUAAGAAUGUUCAUAUAACCAAGAAAUCUUACACCGAGGUGAUUCGGGAUGUGAUAAAUGUCCACAUGGAGGAACUCAGUAACCACUGGCAAGAAGAGCAGGAAAAGGCAGAAGGUGACGCUGAAAAGAGUGAAGACAGGCGCUCGGCCUCAGUGGACUCGCGGCAGUCCGGUGGGAGCUAUCUGGACGCUGAGAGUUCACGCCAUCGGAGGGACCGCAGUCGGAGCCCGCAUAAACGGAAGAGGAACAGAGAGAGGGAGAAGAGCUCGGAGCCUGGGAGGAGGAAGGAGCGGGAUGGGGAAAGACAUCAUAGUCAUAAAAGAAGAAAGCAAAAAAUAUAAAGGAAUGUUCAUAUGUAUAAUUAAUUAUGCUUGUGUCAUUAUAAACACUGGUCUGAUAUUUUAAUUGUAAUUGCUUUGCACAGAGAGUGUCGAUGUGGUGUAUUUAGUGCUCAUUGUUUUUCAAUAAAUAUGCUUCAAAUCAUGAGUUUA